This is a messenger RNA of Oryza sativa Japonica Group (Japanese rice), 2523 nucleotides long. RefSeq names its product UDP-N-acetylmuramoyl-L-alanyl-D-glutamate--2,6-diaminopimelate ligase MurE homolog, chloroplastic-like. Gene Ontology annotation, biological process: biosynthetic process; cell division; regulation of cell shape. Gene Ontology annotation, molecular function: ATP binding; acid-amino acid ligase activity. NCBI's taxonomy places the organism in Eukaryota, Viridiplantae, Streptophyta, Magnoliopsida, Poales, Poaceae. The record is from RefSeq and is a predicted model, not a curated record. Gene Ontology annotation, cellular component: cytoplasm.
GAACAGCGGCAGCGACACCCCCCCUCCUCCCGCCUCCCAUGGCGACGGCCCCGCUCGCCUUCCACCUCCCAUUCCCCUUCCCCUCCGCCUCCCGCCCGCCGCCUAGACUUCUACCCCCCUCACGCCGCCCUCCCGCCGCCCGCCUCGCCGCCACGCGCCGCUUCCGCCCGCCCACCGCCGACGACGAGCCCCCCGAGGCGGCGGAGGACUCCUCCCACGGCCUCAACCGCUACGACCAGCUCACCCGCCACGUCGAGCGCGCCCGCCGGCGCCAGCAGGCCGAGCAGCCGGAGAUCACCCCCGACCACCCGCUCUUCUCGUCCCCUCCUUCCUCCGGGGAGGCCGGCAGCUACGACCCCGACGACGAGUUCUUCGAUGAGAUCGACCGCGCGAUUGCCGAGAAGCGGGAGGAGUUCACGCGGCGUGGGCUGAUCAAGCCGUCCGCCCCGGCGCCCUCGCAGCCCGAGGAGGAGGACGGCCUCGCCGACGAGCUCUCCCCCGAAGAGGUCAUCGACCUCGACGAGAUUCGGAGGCUGCAGGGACUCAGUGUCGUGUCCCUGGCCGACGAGGAGGACGAGGAGGCGAACGGCGGCGGUGGCGGGGUGGAUUACGGCGACGACGGGGUGCCCCUCGACGACGACGGCGAGGUGUUCGAUGUGGCCGAUGAGGUCGGCCUCGAGGGGGCGAGGGUGCGGUACCCGGCCUUCCGCAUGACGCUGGCCGAGCUCCUGGACGAGAGCAAGCUCGUGCCCGUGGCGGUGACCGGCGACCAGGAUGUCGCGCUCGCCGGGGUGCAGCGUGACGCCAGCCUCGUCGCGGCGGGGGACCUCUACGUGUGCGUUGGGGAGGAAGGGCUUGCUGGGCUCACCGAAGCUGACAAGCGCGGGGCGGUCGCCGUCGUCGCCGACCAGACCGUCGACAUCGAGGGCACCCUUGCUUGCCGCGCGCUGGUCAUCGUCGAUGACAUCACGGCAGCUCUCCGCAUGCUCCCCGCCUGCCUCUACAGGCGGCCUUCGAAAGACAUGGCGGUGAUCGGUGUCGCUGGCACGGAUGGGGUCACCACCACGGCGCACCUCGUCAGGGCAAUGUAUGAAGCCAUGGGUGUGAGGACUGGCAUGGUAGGCGUUCUCGGGGCCUAUGCGUUUGGCAACAACAAACUGGACGCACAACCUGAUGCCUCUGGUGACCCCAUUGCCGUGCAGAGGCUGAUGGCGACGAUGUUGUACAAUGGCGCUGAGGCGGCUUUGUUGGAGGCAACCACCGAUGGUAUGCCGUCAUCUGGUGUGGACAGCGAGAUAGAUUAUGACAUUGCUGUGCUGACUAAUGUUAGGCAUGCCGGCGAUGAGGCUGGCAUGACCUACGAGGAGUACAUGAACAGCAUGGCCUCUCUGUUUUCUAGAAUGGUUGACCCUGAGCGCCAUCGUAAGGUGGUGAACAUUGAUGAUCCAAGUGCUCCAUUCUUUGCUGCACAGGGAGGGCAAGAUGUUCCUGUGGUGACAUAUUCAUUUGAGAACAAGAAGGCUGAUGUGCACACUCUGAAGUAUCAGCUUUCCCUGUUUGAAACGGAGGUCCUGGUACAGACACCACAUGGGAUCCUCGAGAUUUCGUCAGGCCUUCUUGGGAGGGACAACAUCUAUAACAUCCUUGCAUCUGUAGCAGUUGGUGUUGCUGUCGGUGCACCACUGGAAGACAUAGUGAAGGGCAUCGAAGAGGUGGAUGCAAUUCCAGGCCGGUGUGAGCUAAUUGAUGAGGAGCAAGCAUUUGGGGUGAUCGUUGAUCAUGCAAGGACUCCAGAGUCUCUUUCGAGGCUUUUGGAUGGUGUAAAGGAACUGGGCCCACGUCGAAUUGUCACAGUUAUUGGAUGUUGUGGUGAGCGAGAAAGAGGGAAGAGGCCAGUGAUGACAAAAGUUGCAGCUGAGAAAAGUGAUGUUGUUAUGUUGACAUCCGACAACCCAGCAAAUGAAGAUCCAUUGGAUAUCCUGGAUGAUAUGCUGGCGGGAGUAGGGUGGACCAUGGAAGAAUACUUGAAGCAUGGCACAAAUGAUUAUUACCCACCACUGCCGAAUGGACAUAGGAUAUUCCUACAUGAUAUUAGAAGAGUUGCUGUACGAGCUGCUGUCGCGAUGGGUGAACAAGGAGAUGUAGUUGUUAUCACUGGGAAAGGGAAUGAUACUUAUCAGAUUGAAGUCGAUAAAAAGGAGUUCUUUGAUGAUAGGGAAGAAUGCCGAGAAGCCUUACAAUAUGUUGAUCAAUUGCAUCGAGCUGGAAUAGACACCUCAGAAUUUCCAUGGAGGUUACCUGAAAGCCACUGAUUCUGAUGUAUUCAAUAUAGCCGGGCUUCUUCUUUGCUUGCUCAAGGAGCAGCAUUUUAGAUUCUCCCUUUUUGCUAUGGUAGGAUGUACUUCAGACCAGCGGGUGCUCAAGGUUGACUACUUGACCCCCAGUACUAACUGCUAACUUCUCAGUGAUACUCAGUAGGUACAAAAUAUAUGCAAUGCAGCUUCCCCUUAAUUUCUGCUGCCA